This is a messenger RNA of Lethenteron reissneri (Far Eastern brook lamprey), 1860 nucleotides long. It is a transcript of the gene PDP1, whose product is annotated as pyruvate dehydrogenase phosphatase catalytic subunit 1. Gene Ontology annotation, cellular component: mitochondrion. Gene Ontology annotation, biological process: protein dephosphorylation. The record is from RefSeq and is a predicted model, not a curated record. Lineage: Eukaryota; Metazoa; Chordata; Hyperoartia; Petromyzontiformes; Petromyzontidae. Gene Ontology annotation, molecular function: cation binding; [pyruvate dehydrogenase (acetyl-transferring)]-phosphatase activity.
AAGAAGGCGGCGUCGUUGGUGGUGGCGGCGUUCGUAGCGAGGGCUCCUUGGGCCGCGUAACCUCUCAGAGUGACAACUUUGCCGUGGUUAGCGUCUCAUCGGCCCUGCUGCCCGUGCGCGCCAGUCCGCGGGGACUAUUCGUGGGUGAUCUCUACCAACGCAAGCCGUCCACCGCUGCCCCGGCGCCAGCCAUGAGGCUGCUUCUCCGCACCACCACCUCUCUCCUUGCGGCUCCCGUCACUGGGUCUCCCGGCGGAGCUCAGCUGCACCGCGGCAGGAGCACGCGUGCCGCCCAUCGCCUGAGCCGCGAGCACGUGGACAGCAUCCUGCGAGCGAGCGAGUACAGCUACACGGUGCCCGAGUUCGACGGCAAGAACGUGAGCGUCGUCAUGGGCUUCGAGAGCAACCAGCUGCCGUCCAACUCGCCCAUCGAGGACCGGCGUGCGGCCGCCACAUGCCUGCAGUCGGGCGGAAUGCUGCUGGGCGUGUUUGACGGGCACGCUGGGCCCGCGUGCGCGCAGGCCCUAAGCGAGCGCCUCUUCUACUACGCGGCGAUGGCGCUGCUGCCGACGGCGACGCUGCGGCACAUCGAAGACGCGGUGGAAGCGAGGCGCUCGGUGCCGCCCGUGCUGCUGUGGCACAAGCACCCGUACGACUACGUGAACCGCGAGAGCGCGGCGCUGUACUUCCAGAGCCUGCGCACCUACUGGCAGGAGCUGAUAGACCUGGACGACGGCACGCAGCCCGACGUGGCCGACGCACUGGCGGGGGCGUUCGCGCGACUCGACUCGGACCUGUCGCUGGAGGCCCAGGCGGGCACGCCCAGCCGCUGCCUGACCGCGUUGGCGCUGCGCUCGGCGUUCUCGGGCGCGACGGCGUGUGUGGCGCUCGUGCGCGACGGCGAGCUGCACGUGGCCAACGUGGGCGACAGCCGCGCCGUGCUGGGCCGCCGCGCCGGAGCCGGCUGGGAGGCGGUGCCGCUGUCGCGCGACCACUGUGCGGAGAACCCCGCGGAGGUGGCGCGCCUGCACGCCGAGCACCCGGAGAGCGAGCGGCGCACGGUGCUGCGGCACGGCCGGCUGCUUGGCGCCCUCGCGCCACUUCGAGCUUUCGGCGACGUCAAGUUCAAGUGGAGCCAGGAGCUGCAGCGCCGCGUGCUGGAGUCGGGCGCCGACCUCGUCGAAGGCAUCGGGCACCGCGACUUCUUCCCGCAGGACUACCACUCCCCGCCGUACCUCAACGCCCGGCCCGAGGUGUUAAGGCAUCGGCUGGGUGCAGGCGACCGCUUCCUGGUGCUGGCGACGGACGGGCUGUGGGAGAUGCUGGACAUUGAUGACGUCGUGCGGACCGUCGGGGACUACCUGGAGGCUACAGAGGGCGGCGCCGUGGCGCAGAGGCACCAGCAGGAGCGGCGCGAGGGCGGCUCCGUUGUGCGCCUGGGCGAGAUGCACGGCCGCCUGCUGCUGCAGCAGCGUCAGCGGCAACGAGCAACGCCGGGUGGAGGGACGACGACGUCGCCGAGCGCCGACCGCAACGCGGCGACGGCGCUGGUGCGGCGUGCGGUGGGGCGCGACGAGUCUGGCCGCGUGUGCGAGGAGCGCGUCGCCGAAAUGCUGGGCCUGCCCGAGGAGCUGGCGCGCAUGUACCGCGACGACAUCACCGUCACCGUGGUCGUCUUCAACCCCAGCGUUUUGGACGCCGAGCACCGGUGAUGGCAGCCGCGACGAAGCGGAGAAGUGAUGACGGUGGUGGUGGCGGCGGCAGCGAUGGGAAAGAAGGCGAUGACCGUGAUUUCGGGCUUGUGAUGACAGCGAUGACGAAGGGGUUGCUCAGAGCAGUUGGCGGUGGUGGUGAUGAUGA